Molecule: messenger RNA, 813 nt
Organism: Colletotrichum costaricense
Lineage: Eukaryota; Fungi; Ascomycota; Sordariomycetes; Glomerellales; Glomerellaceae
Product: proteasome A-type and B-type
Exons: 5
Coding region: 1-813 (270 amino acids)
Biological process (GO): ubiquitin-dependent protein catabolic process; proteasomal protein catabolic process
Cellular component (GO): nucleus; proteasome core complex, alpha-subunit complex; proteasome core complex
Source: RefSeq, a predicted model, not a curated record
AUGGCUUCAGGAUACGACAGAGCGUUGUCCGUCUUCAGUCCUGAUGGACACGUUUUCCAGGUCGAGUACGCUGGCGAAGCUGUCAAGAGAGGAACGUGUGCGGUCGGCGUCAAGGGUACAGAUGUCGUCGUCCUCGGAUGCGAAAAGCGAUCAGCCAUGAAGCUGCAAGAUACCCGAAUUACCCCCUCCAAGAUUCAGCUCCUCGACACCCACGUCUGCCUGGCAUUCGCCGGAUUGAACGCCGAUGCUCGUAUCCUCGUCGACAAGGCGCGGUUAGAGGCACAGUCCCACAGACUGACCGUCGAAGACCCCGCCUCCAUCGAGUACAUGACCAAGUACGUUGCUGGUGUCCAGCAACGGUACACACAGAGUGGUGGUGUCCGUCCCUUUGGUAUCAGCACCUUGAUUGUCGGCUUCGACAGCGGCAGCAAGGUCCCCCGCCUUUACCAGACCGAGCCCUCUGGCAUCUUCUCCGCAUGGAAAGCCAACGCCAUCGGCCGUUCCAGCAAGACCGUUCGCGAGUUCCUCGAGCGCAACUACAAGGAGGAUAUGGACAGAGAGGCUACCAUCCGACUCGCCAUCAAGUCUCUUCUCGAGGUUGUCCAGACCGGAGCCAAGAACAUUGAAAUCGCGUUGAUGGCACCGGGUAAGACGAUUGAGAUGCUGCCCGUGGAGGAGAUUGAGAACCAUGUCAAGAGCAUCGAGCAAGAGAAGCAAGAGGAGGCGGCCAAGAAGAAGACUGGACGCACACCCGGCACCGGAAGCGCGGCGAUCCUCACAAGAGGCUCGGGCUCGGGUGACGGUGAUGAGUAA